GUGUCGCCGCUGUUUGUUAGGAAUAACGUUAUUCCUGAGAAACCGAGCCGUAGGAGCCACGCACUGGGCAGGGCACUGAACAAAAAACGUUUAGGAGCUUUGCAACAAAGAACAAAUCACCUGUGCAGAAUAGUAAAGGGGAUGACGUAGGGGCUCAGGCCUCAGGCCAGAGACAGAGAGCAGAGAUGAGCCUGACAUCCUGGUUCCUGGUGAGCAGUGGGGGCACACGCCACCGGCUGCCCCGUGAGAUGAUUUUUGUGGGACGCGACGACUGUGAGCUCAUGCUGCAGUCUCGCAGUGUAGACAAGCAGCACGCCGUGAUCAACUAUGAGCCAGUGAGUGAUGAGCACAAAGUGAAGGACUUAGGGAGCCUUAAUGGGACAUUUGUGAACGAUGUUCGAAUCCAGGAGCAGAUGUAUAUCACUCUGAAGAUCGACGAUAAGCUAAGGUUUGGAUAUGAUACCAACUUGUUCACUGUGGUCCGAGGAGAGCUUCAUGUUCCAGAAGAGGCUUUAAAGCAUGAAAAGUUCACCAGUCAGCUUCAGCUGGGGAAGAAGCCAGCCUGCGCAGAGUCGCCCAAAGCACUCAAGUCUCCUACAGCCAAAGGCGCAGAGAGCAAAGCUGCCGAGCCAGUCACUGAACCUCCUGCCAAAGUGGUCGAAACCUGCAAGUCUGAUGAGAAAAUGCCAGGUGAUACUGCAGCCCUACACAGAGGAACACCUUUGUAUGGACAGCCUUCUUGGUGGGGUGAUGGUGAUGCUGAUGACGAGAACUCAUUUAAACAGGAGAAUAAAGCAGCAGGGAAAAAACAGGAGACUCUUGGGACAGACACCAAGGAGAUUAAGCGGACAGAGAAGGCUAAGGAGAAUGGUGUGAGCGCUGCAGGCCCCGAGCCCAGCUACUUUGAGAUCCCAAGUAAAGACGGCCAGAUGGCAGAGGACAGCAUCCACGAGGUCCCGACCAAGGACACGGAGAGCAGCGCAGCAGCCAAAGCCGCCCAAGCUAACACCUCCUUUACCAUCGAGUUUGAUAGCACCUCUCCAGGGAAGGUGACCAUUAAGGAUCAUGUGUCACGUCCAAGAUCUAAAAAAUCACAGCCAGGGAGUAAAGAGCUCAGCAGCCUACAGGCAGCCAUCAUGGCCUCAGAGAGCAAAGUGGCCGACUGGCUCGCACACAACAAUCCUCCCAUGGUAAGGCGCGAGUCUACAGAGGAAGACAGUAAAAGCAUUAAGAGUGAUGUUCCUGUCCACCUCAAGAGGCUGAAAGGCAGCAAGCACGAGGAUGGCACCCAAAGCGACUCAGAGAACGGCCUUGGCCUGCGUUUUGGUAGCCGACGCCACGCUGCUCUGGAGGAGCGCUUGAAGGCAGCUGGCCUCACACGUGCCAAGGUCACUGGGGCAGAGGGCUCAGGCUCCACUAGCCGUACCGCCUUCACCAUCGAGUUCUUCGAUGAAGAGAACCCACGCAAACGUCGCUCCUACUCCUUCUCCCAGACUGCACCACUUUUGGGAGGUAUAGCAGGAGAGGGACUAUGUCCAGCACCACCCUCCCAUCCUAAGGGUACUGCAUCAGCACUGGCAACAGUGGCACCUACAGCAGCACGACUGCUGCAGAAGAAAAGGUCAGAGGACAAGACGACGAUCCCUGGAGAUGAGACACAGAAACAGGAUGAUGAGCAGAGUGACAAAGGCACCUACACCAUUGAGCUGGAGAACCACAACCCUGAGGAGGAGGAGGCCCGCCGCAUGAUCGAUAAGGUGUUCGGGGUGGAGAACCCUCAGGAUCCCGGUUGCGCAGUGCAACAGAAAACUAAGGACAGUAAGAAGGCAAGCGGCUCUAAAGCUGAGGGCCUUUUGGAGGAAUCAGUUGCAGUUGGCAGUCCACACUGGGUUUCCCAAUGGGCCACUUUAGCUGCUAAUCACACAAGAACUGAUCCUGAAGGUUCUGGGGCAGAACCCACACACUUUGUCCAUCAAGAGAGAGAAGCUGACACGUUUGAGUCAGGUGUGUCUUUGAGGAGCACCGGCUCUGCCACCUCCAGCCAGGCUGAACGCAAGAGGAGGACACUGCCUCAGCUCCCCACUGAGGAGAAGAGCCGGCUGGGGAAGUCCUCUACCACAGGACUACGCUCUGAGAUUGGGGAGAAACAAGACACCGAACUCCAAGAAAAACAACACAAAGGAGACGGUGAAUGUGUUUCCACUCCCAACAAGAAGGACACUACAAGUGGAAAGACAAAUCUAGCACAUACAGCCUCUCCCAAGCUUCCUGUGGGAGGUGUAGAGAAGCAGAGUGAGGAGUCUCGUAGGAGGCGUGCGGAGGACAAGAGCAAAGGGAGUAAUGGCGAGCGGAGCGGGAAGCCCCUGGUGCGUCAAGGCAGCUUUACCAUCGACAAGCCAAGUGCCAAUGUUCCACUUGAGCUUAUCCCACGCAUCAAUCAACGGCAUUCUGGGGGCCGAGAGCGCAGUGAUUCAGCUGGCAGCAUGGACACGGCCACCCUGCUCAAGGACACCGAGGCUGUUAUGGCCUUUCUAGAGGCCAAGCUGCGGGAUGAGAAAAAGCUGGACCCAUCACAACCCUCUGGCUACCCUUCAGGACACUCUUUUUCUCCAGAGUUGGAUGCUGACGCAGCUAAAGCAGCAGGGCGCACCGAAGUGCCACAGAAGCGCCGUUCUCUCAGCAGUCUGCACAGAGAGAAAAGCAACAUGAGCUCAGCCGGAAAGAGCACAGCCAAUGCGCGGGAGCGCCUAGAGAGGAAAGCCAAGCCCAAGACCUCAGAUGGGCGCCUGGAUACCCGUCGCUCUGCCCAUACAAGCCAACGGGCCCGCCAACCCUCCAUGGACCUGACAGAUGAUGAGCAGACAUCCUCAUUGCCCAUUUCUGAUGUACUGUCUGAUGACCAGGAGAAUGGGCGUAACCCCUUCACCUUCACUGAUGACUUGCUGCACUCCAAAAUGGACUCCUCUAAAGUUGCUAGAGCUGGUAAAUCCAGCAGGACACCCCAGGCCAGCACUGCCACUACGGGCAAGCCUCAGUUGCCUCAGCCUCGGCCCACAAGGGCAUCCCUUCUGAGACGUGCUCGGCUUGGAGAUACAUCUGACACAGACCUGGCAGAUGCGGACCGGGUGUCAGUUGCAUCUGAAGUGUCCACAACCAGCUCCACAUCCAGGCCACCAUCAGGCAGGAAGGCACCAUCUCGUAUCGACAUGCUGGCGCAGCCCAGACGCACCAGGCUUGGGUCCAUGUCAGCACGUAGUGACUCAGAAGCCACAUUAUCCCGCAGCACUACAUCAAGGAUAUCCUCUGAGACAGCUCUGAGACUGGGCUUGCGCCCCACCAACCCAGCAGACAGCAAGCUGAACCCACGCCUUCGGGCAAACAGCGUCUCUAAGUUGACAGACACCAAAACCAAGACCACGCCAUCCAUCUCCAGUGCUCCAGGAGCCAGCAGCAGGUGGCGGCGACUGAAUACAGAAUAUGGCUCCACCUCUGAGGACGAGUUUGGCUCGAACAGGAACUCCCCCAAAGCUGGAAGACUGAGGCCAGGCAGUGCUCUGCGUACCAGUAGACUGAGCAGCUCGGGCACAGUGACGGCAAGUCCGGGCAGCAUCACCAUCAAACACAGGAUGAGGGAGCAGGAGGAAUACAUCAGAGACUGGACAGCCCACAGCGAAGAGAUCGCCAGGUUAUUCCCCUGUGUGCGCAGGAUCAGUCAGGACCUGGCCAAGGAUCUGGCCAUUCUGGCACGGGAGAUCCAUGACGUGGCUGGCGAGAUCGACUCGGUCAGCUCUUCCGGCACAGCACCAAGCACUACGGUGAGCACGGCGGCCACCACGCCUGGCUCUGCCAUCGACACCAGGGAGGAGUUGGUAGAGCGAGUUUUUGAUGAAAGUUUGAACUUUCGGAAGAUCCCCCCUGUGGUGCAGACCAAGACUCCAGAGAUGAAUGGCCGAGCGGUGGAGCUGCGACCACGAGCCCCAGACAGUCUGGAUCCCCAGAAUGCACUCCGCAGACGCACAUGGAACCGAGAUGAGGUCAGACCGGCGGUGCUAGACAGCUUGCUGCUGACCUCAGUCUCUCAGCUGUCCUCCAAAAUCCGCCAAUCUGUGGACAAAUUAGCAAGCAAAAUCAAGAUUUUGUUCAAGGACAAGGACAGGAACUGGGACGAUAUUCAGAGCAAACUGAGCUCAGAGAGUGAUAUACCACUGCUCAAAACCACUAAUAAGGAAAUCUCAACCAUUCUAACUGAGCUGAAGAGGAUGGAAAAGCAGAUCGAAGCCAUAAAUAUCAUGAUAGACCCAGACGGAACCCUCGAUGCUCUUACCAGUCUAGCCCUUGUGAGUCCCACUACACCCAAACCCAAGGCCAGCAAUGGAGCCUCCAAACCCUCCUCCACCAUCUCCCCUAACCGAGAACUCCCCAGCCCUGGACUCAACCGUCCUCAAGCUAGUGGAGAGGUGAGCGCCAUUACUCACAAGUGAAAGACAGGAAUCGUCAGAAUUCAGCGAACUGGACCUCUAAUAACUAAAUCUCUCUGAACUGAUAAACCUUUACCUGUACAUCCUGUCUGUACCCCUCCCUUCCUGCACUCCAUUGGAAUGUCCAUCUUUCUCCGAGUGAAGUUGUUGAAGGUCCCACCUGUGGAUUUGGACCGUGAUAUACGGUAUAGUGCAGCUCCACAAGCACACACCGCUACUGCUGAAGAAGAGGUGAAGGCCCAUUGAUCUGAGGCUUGUUAUGCUGGACUUCUUCCUCAUGCCUGUGUGUCUGAUGUUCGAACCGACUGCUUGUGUGCGUUUCAAGUGUGUAUACUCCCUUCCAGGCAUGAAGCAAGUGGACUUCGUAAUUCAACUUCAGCAAAAACGACUCCGAGUGCCUGUCUUCUCCCCUCUGUAAGCAUUCUUUUCUGUGAAUAACAGCUUCUUACGAAGUGACUUUUUUGUGUCAGAAAUGAGAUGGUGUUGGUUGAAAACACUUAGCAGAAAUUUAAGCUUGAAGGAAAACUUUUCAAGAAGUGUUAAGCAUGAAGGUAAAUAUGAACCAGCUUACCAAAGUAAGUCAAAUUCUAUGCGUGCUCUCAACAGCUGCAAAUUUCAUCCAGUUUAUUCAAACGAUUACACAAAGUGCAUUUACACUAUAAAAAUGAGCAUUUCAGUGAUUUUUGGCGUGAGUAAACAGAACAUUCACUGAAUUACUCAGUCUUCAUGCACUGAUUUUUUUGUAACCUUUUAGACUAAAGGAUAGGUAGCAAACUUGAUACAAAUUUCAAUUUAAAAAUCAGCCAAUGUCUGACAUCGGUUUAUUUUCCCUCACACUGGAACGAGGUGUUUGGAAAAUAUGCAGUAUUAGAAAACGUAUUAGUAAAAUGCAACAUGGUUGUGUGUUGAACAUCUCAUGCGCUGAAAUCUGCUACUGUGACCUGAGCCUCAGAACAAACAGCCUUUAAACGCAAGGCUCAUUCACAUUCUGAACGUGUUACGGUCAGUCGAACAUGUUACACUUUUAAUCUCAUUAUUAACAUUCUCUAAUCAGAGUAUGCAAUUACAGGGAAUUAGAUACGCAAUAGUAAGUGUCAAGCAGUUUGUCAGCAUUUUUCAGAAAUCUCCAAAAGCUCAUUAGUCAUGUUGUUUCAUGAAGGUAUUCCAACACAUGGUGUAUGUACUGUAUUGUCUUACGCUCGUGUCUCCGCUUGCUGCUUGGCUGUAUUUCUGUUCAUGGGGAAGGCUGGGGGAUGAGCUUACUCAGCCUUUCAUUGUGAAUCUGCGUGUCGUAGAGAGAGUAGUGCGACUGUCAUUAGGAACUGAAAAAUAGUGAAGAUAGGUACAGGACUUUUUGUUGAUAAAUAUAUCGGUGAAGUGCCCACUGUGGAAAAUCUAGUUCUUGGGCAGUUUUAGGAAUGAUAAUCAUACUGUAGCGUGUAAAAGUGUUAUUUUAAGGUUCCUGGACUUCUGUAAGUUGAUGUUAUGUGUGUUAAAGGCCAUAAGGGGCAUAAAAGGACAUAACACCAAAAUCAUAUCUGUACAUCAUACUGCUCUCAUAACAGGAUGCAUUUUAUUUUCAGUGGGACGAUCCUCCCGCCCCUAAAACAUACCCAUCCUUUAUUAUUUUUUUUAACAGUAGUAUCAUUUACAGUAUAAUAUUAUUGUACAUGUUUUACACAACGGGGAACAGAACACUUACUUGGUACAGUUUUGUUUUUUGUUUGUUUCUUUCUUCGUUUGUUUCAGUUUACAUGCACGAUUGUAAAAUACAGUUUUUGUUCUUUUUCAUUGUUUUUGAUAAAAGUAUUUAUUUAUUUUGGUUUAUUUUUGUUUCAUGCCUUGAAUUUUUUUUGCAGCACAUUUUUGUUGGUAUUUCAAUUUUGUUUUUUGUUUUUUUUUUGUUUUGUUUUUUAAUGGAAUCUUUUCCAUGCUCUUAAUAAAGAACAAAAUAUUUCUGGACCCUAAUUAAACGAAAUUGUCUGUGUGUAUCCUGCAUUUCAA
Molecule: messenger RNA, 6482 nt
Organism: Neoarius graeffei (lesser salmon catfish)
Lineage: Eukaryota; Metazoa; Chordata; Actinopteri; Siluriformes; Ariidae
Gene: cep170aa
Product: centrosomal protein 170Aa
Exons: 19
Coding region: 186-4481 (1431 amino acids)
Cellular component (GO): centriole
Molecular function (GO): protein binding
Source: RefSeq, a predicted model, not a curated record